Messenger RNA from Helianthus annuus (common sunflower), 1250 nucleotides. Its product is annotated as gibberellin 2-beta-dioxygenase 1. Gene Ontology annotation, biological process: response to light stimulus; gibberellin catabolic process. Bases 67 to 1041 code for a protein of 324 amino acids. The record is from RefSeq and is a predicted model, not a curated record. The transcript is spliced from 3 exons. NCBI's taxonomy places the organism in Eukaryota, Viridiplantae, Streptophyta, Magnoliopsida, Asterales, Asteraceae.
CUACUCAUUCUUGAAUUCACAAAAAAAAAAAAAAAAAAACAAAUCAUAUUUCUUUUGUUAUUCAACAUGGUGACUGUUUCAAAACCUCUUAUUGAACAGUUUCUUGUGAAACCAAACACAAGCCCCUUAGUCAUCCCAGAUAUCCCUCUCAUUGACCUAUCAAAACCUGAGUCAAAACAACAUCUUGUUAAGGCUUGUCAAGAUUUUGGAUUCUUUAAGGUGGUCAAUCAUGGUGUUCCUUUAAAGUUUAUAAAUAAACUUGAAUCAGAAGCUGUCAACUUCUUCAAUUCUCCUCUUGCUACUAAAGAAAAGUUCGGCCCACCCGACCCGUUUGGCUAUGGGAACAAAUGCAUUGGGAGAAAUGGGGAUGUGGGUUGGGUUGAAUACCUUCUUCUCAACGCCAAACCCGAAUCCGAUUACCCGGAAAAUUUCCAGGGCAUUGUGAAUGAUUAUGUAACAUCAGUGAAGACAAUGGCUUGUGAGAUUCUAGAACUAUUAGCAGAUGAAUUGAAGCUACAACCCAGAAAUGUGUUCAGCAAGCUGUUGAAAGAUGAACAGAGUGACUCUGUUUUCCGGGUCAACCACUAUCCACCAUGCCCAGAGUUUCAAGAAAACGAAAGAAACGGGUCGAAACUUGUGGGUUUUGGAGAACACACAGACCCGCAAAUCAUCUCGGUUUUGCGAUCCAAUAACACUUCUGGGCUUGAAAUUUCAUUGAGAGAUGGAAGCUGGAUGUCUGUUCCACCUGACUCUGAAUCUUUCUUCAUCAAUGUUGGUGAUUCUUUACAGGUGAUGACCAAUGGAAGAUUUAAGAGUGUGAAGCAUAGGGUGGUGGCCAAUGGUACAAAGAGUAGGGUGUCAAUGAUAUACUUUGGUGGACCACCAUUGAGUGAAAAAAUAGCACCAUUGCCAUCACUUAUGCAAGGAGAGGAGGACAGUUUGUACAAGGAAUUCACUUGGUUCGAGUACAAGAAAUCCGCGUUCAAUUCAAGAUUAUCUGAUAACAGACUUGGCUUGUUCGAAAAAAUCAUUGCGUCUUAGGGUUUUAGCCUUGUGUUAUUUCUUUUGAUUUGUUUAAGGAAUAGGUAUAGAAGUAGUUGUGUUAUGACCUUUAGUUAAGAAUUGUAUAUCUUCCUUGGUUUUUGAUUCAUACUUCCUUUUGAUGUAAACUUCCACUUGUGUCAAAAUUACUUCAUGUAAUGUUGUUUCCUUUGCUAAAGAGUGAAACACAAAUCUUAUUUAUUUUCGUU